Messenger RNA from Fopius arisanus, 2655 nucleotides. It is a transcript of the gene GCC185, whose product is annotated as GRIP and coiled-coil domain containing 185 kDa. The record is from RefSeq and is a predicted model, not a curated record. Gene Ontology annotation, cellular component: Golgi apparatus. NCBI's taxonomy places the organism in Eukaryota, Metazoa, Arthropoda, Insecta, Hymenoptera, Braconidae. The transcript is spliced from 2 exons. The coding region runs from base 339 to 2510 and encodes 723 amino acids.
CUCUCAUUUUUAUUUAUAUUUUUCCCUCUUUCCUUCACCCACCGAUGAUGAUAAUAACACCGAGAUUGACGCAAUAUGCGUGAUAUGUAAUAAUAUGUGGAUCACGGAGGAAAGGUUGUCACUGGAUCUGCUCUACCAACUGCCGAUUACGCCUCAAGUGUCAGCUGAUUCUCCAAUUCCCCAGUGAUGACUAAAAAACGAUGAACAAUAACGAUAAACAAUUGCUGCAUCAAGUGGUUCUUGAAUAAUGCUAAAUUGCCACGUGAACGAUCCAUCACUUCAACAAUUUCUGUUAAAUUCAGAAUUAUUCUGAUUGAUUUAUUUUACUGAUACGAGAAAUGGAGACUGAAAAAAACAGUGAUAAUAAUUCCGUUCCUGAUGGUUUUGCAAAAGGAAAUAAAGAUUCCAAUAAAGAGGACCUUGAGGAGCGGUACAAUAAGCUGAAAGGAUUUGCUGUGAAGCUGAAGAAAAAAGUGAAUGAUCUGUCGGAGGAAUUGAAAGCGUCAGAAGUCGAAAAGCUUAAAGCUCUUGCUGAGAAAGAUGAGAUACAGAGGAAAAUCUCGCAGAUAUCGGAUAAUGCCAAGAAGUUGCAGACUAUUCAGCUGGAAUAUGAUCGGCUCCAAGACGCCCUGGAGGAGCAGAGGACCGAUAACAAGAAGAUAACGAAAAAUCUGGAGACCUUGGUCCUGGAGAAUACAACCUUGAAGCAAUCUCAUUACGAUCAGAAGGAGAUCGUCGCACAGACCAAUUCAGAUCUGGAUAAUCGCACGAGGGAGUUGGCCGAGCUGAAGACGAUCUUCAAGAAAAAUCAGAGCUCAAUUAAGAAAUUGGAGGAUGAGAAGAGGGCGGAGGUGAUGAUCAGGGAGCAGAGGGAGAGCGAUUACGAGGACAUUAAGAAUCAAUUAGAGUCGGAAAUUCAGGCUCAUAAGACAACGAAGGGAUUGUUGGAAACAGCGAAGCAAGAACGAGCUAGUAAUAAUGUUCUGUCCUUGGAGGUGGAUAAUUACGAGAAAAGCAUCGAGGACCUGAAAUCGAAAUUAAUUGACGAGUCAGAAAGAUCGAAGACCCUGGAAUUUACAAUAGACGAACAACGCCAGCUUCUGGUUACUCUGGAAGAUCAACUCUCAGAAUUGAGAUCCUCGUGUUUCUCUAAAACGAAUCAAAUGACAACCCUGAGCGAUAAAAACGAAAGUUUGAAGUCAGAAUUGUGCGAUUUGAGGCAAGAAAUUGUCCAGAUGACGAAAGAGAAAGAGAGUCUCCUGGAGGCAAUGGAGAUCGUGAAGCUGAGCUCUGAUAAAUUAUCAAAGGAAUCAGCAGUCUUCACAGCAGAGAAGAGCCGACUUGUCUCAGAGAUGGAAAUUCAGGGUAAAAAUCACGUGCAAGAGGUGGAGAUUCUCAGGUGCGAAAUUACGAGAUUAAAUGAGAACCUCGAGUACUCGAAGAGUGACAUCGAGGCCUUGAGGGGUGAGUUCGAGGGAUAUAAGAGACGUGCACAGAGUGUUCUGAGAAAUAAACAGAGUCAGAGCAAAGAGUCUGGAUUGAAUGGUCGGAGUAUCAGCGAGAUCGAAGGAGAAUUGAAUCACCUGAGGAGUCAAUUGUCUCAGUUGCAGGAGAAAUUGGAGGUGAGGGGUGGCGAGAUCAAGUCACUGAGCACUGAUUUGAGUUUGGUGAGGGAAGAGAGGGACUCGGUGAGAGACAGCGCUAGGGAAUUGGGGAAAAAACUUUCAGGACUCAGCCAGGAUCACUCCACCCUGAGGGAACAGUACAGAAUGCAACUGGCUGUUGUCGAUAGGAUUAAAGAGGAAUUCGAGGACAAAGAGGAGGGGUUGAAGAGACAUUACGAGACACAAAUCUCCACUCUGGAGGAUAGACAUCAUCUGGAGGUGGAGAAACUCCGUUCUGACCUCAUGAAGUUAUCCAGAAUAGAGAGAAACUCAGAAUUCAGAAGUGAUCCUGAGAAUUCAUCUAGGAAUGAUAUGUACCUGUUGGAGAGAGAGGAUGGCGAGGGCUCUGAGAGUGUAGAGUCGUAUACAAUCGGUGGCUCGUCCACCGAGAAGCAGAGGAGACCUUCUCUGAUGCCUCUGGAGGAGCUUCUCAAUUCGUCCGAUGAUAUUCCCAGAUCCAGUGGUCCUGCACUCCCUUUGAAAGUCGAUCGCCAGGAGUUAGAACUAUCAGAGAGACGAGUCAAACAUCUCACAGCAUUACUUGCAGAUGCUGAGAGGGAUGUAGCUAAACUCAAUCAGAUGAAUCAGAUGCUCAAGGAAGAUAUCCGGAGGCAACAGAGAAGCGUCGAGAGGGAGCAUCAUGCCAACAAUUUUGAAUAUCUCAAGAAUGUCAUCAUGAAAUUUGUCACUUUGAAAAAUGGGGAUGAGAAGAGUCGACUUAUUCCAGUGCUCAAUACAAUUCUGAAGUUGAGUCCUGAGGAGAGUCAGCAGCUUGAUCAAGUGGCAGGGGUUGCAGGACGGGGUUGGCUUCCAUCUCUUCCGAUUCCUGGAUGGAGUCACGAGUAAUUCCUUUGUUGUGUCGAAGGAAAAUGAGACAGGGCCCUUACCGCAGAGUAUUUUCAAACCCCGAUGCAAUAAUGAUGAAUAUUUUUAAUUGAGAAAAUGCUUGUUUACUUGCAUAAUUAUAGAGAAUAAAUCAAAAGUUUUAUAA